This is a messenger RNA of Trifolium pratense (red clover), 756 nucleotides long. Its product is annotated as 40S ribosomal protein S26-3-like. Lineage: Eukaryota; Viridiplantae; Streptophyta; Magnoliopsida; Fabales; Fabaceae. Gene Ontology annotation, molecular function: structural constituent of ribosome; mRNA binding. The record is from RefSeq and is a predicted model, not a curated record. Gene Ontology annotation, biological process: translation. Gene Ontology annotation, cellular component: ribosome; cytosolic small ribosomal subunit. The coding region runs from base 141 to 533 and encodes 130 amino acids. The transcript has 5 exons.
ACCCUAGCAUUUGGGCUUUAUACCCAUCGAUAUAUAAAAAAAAACAGAACCAGAUUUCAUCACAGUUAUUCAAGUUCUGCAGAACCCUAGCCGCGAACCAGCGAAGGAGAUAGCAAACUUGAAGCUUUUUCAAUUCAACCAUGACAUUCAAACGUAGGAAUGGUGGUCGUAACAAACAUGGUCGUGGCCAUGUCAAAUUCAUUCGUUGUUCCAACUGUGGUAAAUGCUGUCCCAAGGACAAGGCUAUCAAGAGAUUUUUGGUUAGGAACAUUGUUGAACAAGCUGCGGUUAGAGAUGUUCAGGAAGCUUGUGUCUAUGACCAAUACACUCUUCCCAAGCUGUAUGUGAAGAUGCAGUACUGUGUUUCAUGUGCUAUUCACUCUCAUGUUGUGAGGGUUAGAUCUCGCACCGAUAGGAGGAAGCGUGACCCUCCACAGCGCUUCGUCAGGCGCAGGGAUGACGCACCAAGACCAGGUCAGCCUGGACAAGCGCCUCGCCCUGCUGUAGCUGGAGGAGCUCCCGUCCGUACCUAGAAACAAAGAGUUUUGGUUGUGUUUGAUCAGUGUUAUGUCAAGAACCCAAUUUCCUUUGCUUGUUUUUAAAAUUUUUGGUUUCGUGUAGACGUGCAAUUGUGAACUUUAGUUAUUGCGAGGCCUUUAUUUUGGAUCAUUUAAUAUAUGUUUAGUUUUUGAACUAUAUUAUGAAUCUCACAGUAUUCUAUUUCCUUUAUCAAUUGAAUGAUAUGGCCCUUUGAAA